AUGGUUGCCCAGAAAGCCCCAGCGUCCUUAACGGAUCAGGCAGCUGGGCUGUCGCUGUCUUUGGGUCUUCAUUUCAUGUGGAACACCAGUGCGCCAUCGUUUGUCCCUAAGGCGCAGCAGGAGUUGGAGUGGUGCCUGCAGGUCCUGCAGGCGGCUGCCAGGCAAAGUUUGCUCGCGAGGCACAUGUUGCUCUUCGCCCUGGCCAGCGUCUUCGGGUAUGCCCUCCGAGAGGAGCUGCGGGCCGAGCAAGCGGCCCGGGUGGGGGAGCUCGAGGCCUCGGUACGGCGGCUGCGGGCGGAGGCGGAGGCGGAGGCCUCGAGGAGCAGAGAGGCGCUGGAGCAGGAGCGGUCCUCGCUCCAGGCGCAGGCGCGCGAGAAGGAGAAGGCAGCUGCAGAGGAGUUGGCACGCGUUCGGGCUGCGGCCGAGGACGCUGGUUCCGAGAGGCAGCGCCUGGCCGACGAGGAGCGCGCGGCCCUGCAGGAGGCGCUGCGCGAGAAGGAGCGGGCCGCCGCGGAGCAGCUGGCGCAGCUGCAGGCCGCCGCCGAGGCCGCGGCGGAGGAGCGGCACCGGGCCUUCGAGGAGGAGCGCACGGCGCUGUACGAGAGGCUGCGCGAGAGGGACAGGGCCGCGGAGGAGCAGCUGGCGAAGCUGCGCUCCGCUGCCGAUCUGGAGUCACAGGAGAGGCAUGUGGCCGCGGAGGGCGAGCGCGCGGCGCUGCAGGCGCAACUGCGCGAGAAAGACCGGGCCUCGACGGAGCAGCGCGCGGCCUUCCAGAGGGAGCUUCAGGCUCAGGAUGCUGCCGCGGCAGAGGAGCGUGCGGCGCUCGAGUCCAAGGUCCUCGAGGGGCAGAGGGUCGCCGCCGAGAUGCGGGCCGGCUUCUUCGACCAGAUCAGGGAGAAAGACGAUACUGCCGCACGUGAACGAGCCGCGUUGCAGACGUGUUUCCAGGCACAGUUGCAGGAGCGAGAUGCGACGUUGGAGCUCGCCACCGCCAACUUCGAGGCAGAGCGGGAGCAGCUGCGGGCCUCGGGGGCGAACGUCCAGGCCGCGCUGCAGGCCAGCAAGGACCAGGUCUCGGAGUUGCAGGUCCGGCUUGCCGCCGAGCAAGAGCAGGUGGCAGUCCUGGCGGCCGCCGGCGUGGAGCGGCAGGCGCAGCUGGACGCGGCGCGCGCGCAGCUGGAGGUGUUGCAGAAGACCAGGGCCGAGCUCGCGGCCGAACGCGAGGCAAGAGCCUCACUGUCGGCGGAAGGUGCCCUGACGCAGUCGAUGCUGGAGGCGGCCCGCGCGCAGCUGGAGGAGCUGCAGGGCGCCCGCACGGCCCUCGUCGCGGAGCAGGAGGCCAGGUCCAAGCUCCAGGCGGACCUCGCAGUGCAGGCGUCCCGCCCUCGGUUUCCACACCGCAAGAAGGUCGUUGCAGGCGGCUCUCUCGAGAGCGAUCUCAACCGCUGUGCGAAACCUCUGGGGGGCGCCAUGGUCCUAGUCUCAGCGUGCAGUUUGGAAAACGCGUAUGCACGCUAA
Messenger RNA from Prorocentrum cordatum, 1518 nucleotides. NCBI's taxonomy places the organism in Eukaryota, Dinophyceae, Prorocentrales, Prorocentraceae. The record is from the annotation of a GenBank genome assembly.